Molecule: messenger RNA, 1770 nt
Organism: Pyricularia grisea
Lineage: Eukaryota; Fungi; Ascomycota; Sordariomycetes; Magnaporthales; Pyriculariaceae
Exons: 1
Coding region: 1-1770 (589 amino acids)
Source: RefSeq, a predicted model, not a curated record
AUGAUGUUAGGUGCCAAGCGUAUCAACAUCCUAGACCUUCCUGCUGAGGUCUUGUUUCACAUUUUCUCGAUCGUCAAAUUCGAUUCUCCUUUUGACCUUGACGGGCUGCACUACUUUGAGAACUUGACCCAAAACACGUCCGAUAUCAAAAGUCUGCGACUUGUAUGCCGGACGUUUGCUUCUACUUGCAACCCUCUACUGUUACCAGUGGUGUCCUGUUCUCUUCUGGACCCUGAAGCUACCGACAUCAACAAGUUGGAAAAAAUCUCCCAAAAUGGCGACUUCUCGUCCUCUGUCCGAGUGGUGCACGUUCGCCUCGGUUUUUAUGAUCCUGUCAUUGCCGCCAGUCUAGGAAAUCUCGCCCUUUAUCUCUCUUGGGCCUGGGAAGAGUUUGUUACGGAACAACACGGCAUUCCAUUCGGUCGCGUCAGCAAAAUCGUCCGAGGAUGGACGUUAGAAAACCAAACCGACUAUGAGAGUUUACAGAUCCUCAGGCCAAUAUAUAACGAAUACAAGCGCCGUUACUUGCUCCAGCUGGAAUUACACAGGUCUGGAAGCGCGCUCCGUCGCCUGGCACAGGCCAUGGCCCGGAUGCCCGCCGCGACUCGAUUGGUACUUGACGACGAACAGCCCUGCGCAUCAUCGCGGCUGGGACCGCUCAUGCUUGCUAGUCUGGGCAAAGCCUAUGGCCCAAAUUACGACGACCUGUCGUGUCUUGCAGCUCCUAUGAGCUGGCUUGAUUGCUGGCAGCUCAAGACCAAGUUCGACCGCUCUCCAUUCGAUGAGUGCAGGCCGCCGAUCGAUAUACUCAUCAACUUACCAGUUAUGAUCCACCGGGCCGGCAUUAGACUGACAGGGUUUCGCGUACUUAAUCUCCAGAUUCCCAGUUACGUUCCAGCGUGGGAUAUGCUAGACAGAGCCGAGGAAAUGGCCGAUCCGGUUGAUCUCGCCAAACCUGCCGAGCUUAUCGAAGCGUGUCGUUCACUGAAAGUCCUCGAAAUCACCCCAGAAUACUGGCUGGGUGGCUGUAUGCGAUCCGGCGGAAAAUACAUGGCCGCUGCUCACAACCGGUCAUGCUUCAGCUGGCCUGUCCGGGACCCGACGCGCAGGCUGCGGCCGUGGACCCUUUUCUUCGACAUUGUGCGAUGUAUGCUCUCUGAGACCCUUCGGCAAAUUCACCUGGACUCUCCGAUCCUACCAUUCAACCCGAUCAUAGAAGGCUUUUGGCCGCCGUCGCUCGACCUCCACUUCGAAUUCGACUUUGGGCAAAGGAUGUUCGCCGACCAUCCCACCCCAGACCUUGAGGUUCUCCAUCUUUCCAACACGGAUAUAGGUGUGCCAUUUGGGCUGGGUGCUUUGUUACGAGGCGCGGGGCGGCUGCGUGAAGUGCGUCUUUCGGACGUGCAGGUUGGACCGCUUGCCAGCCUGGACGGACACCCUUCGGAAGAUGGCUGGGCCUGGCUGAUUCAAGUACUAAGGGAGGUGUUCCCUCGCAUGUACCAGAACUGGUCGGCGACAGGUAGCAGUCGGUCGGAUGUGGUACCGAGUGCAAAUCUGGUCUUGCUGGAACAUAUCAGCUGGAUGGAGUACACUGGGUCACCGACAAGGUUGGAGACACUUGCCAAGUCGCUUUUCGAGGACAAGCUAGACCAUGGCUUCACUGCGGUGGAAAACUACAUCAGGGGUGCGGCGGACAUCAAUCCUUUGGUGGAGGCGUACGAGAGGUAUCCGGUGGAUGAUUGGGAUAAUUACAGUACAUUUGCAUUUUGA